Salvia splendens (bonfire salvia) is the source of this 1502-nucleotide messenger RNA. RefSeq lists its product as uncharacterized. Lineage: Eukaryota; Viridiplantae; Streptophyta; Magnoliopsida; Lamiales; Lamiaceae. The record is from RefSeq and is a predicted model, not a curated record. Bases 763 to 1266 code for a protein of 167 amino acids. The transcript is spliced from 2 exons.
GCUCCGACGUCGGGCCGACGGUAUUGCCGUCGCCACUGUCGGCUGUACCUGGUGCCCCUCUGUCGCUUCACGGUUCGCGGUGCCUUUCGCGAUGACGUCGGUAUCCAGACACGACAUCACCGCCACCGCCCGCAUUCAAGGAUGAGCAACCGUCUUAUUGCUGCCGUCGCAUCCAUCUUUUCUCCCUUCGACGACGCCGAAUCUCUCGGCUUAGGAGUGAUACGCAGACGGCGGUUCUUCCUGUCAAGACCCCAUAGCAGCUCGCUGUCUAAUCGGACCUUCACCACGCCGAAGCUAAGUCCCUACUAGUUUAUCGUGUUUCUCUUGUUAUUGGCUAGUCUUAGUUCGCGUUGAUAUAACAGAUUCGAGCAAGGUUCUGGUUUGGGGCUUAGGGUUAUUAGUACCUAUUUUAAAAGAUUGAUUCUUUCUCAUGUUGACUGUUGUUUCUAUGUGACUGAUUCUGUGUGGAAAGGAGGCUUACUAUUCUUCUCAGAUCCUCAUGUUAUUAUGAAUCGCUUUCAUGCUUUGUUUCUAUCAUGCUCAAAAUGAUGCUAUUAGACUUAAGAUUUUGAGCUGAUGGGUGUUACAUUUCCCCUGCACCUCUACUGAACUUGCUAAGUUGCUCCCCUCCUCGGUCUUGAUCUCCCUCACUCAUCCACUUGUUGCUCCGUUUAGUGAGUAUAUUGUUAUGUGAUGGAGGGUGAAACUGAGGCAAGAGGUAUUUAUAGGGGUUGUAACUGAAAGCUGCAAGUUUGUUACUAAAUGUCAGGGGAAAGGGGAUCCUCGGCUGCCCCUUUGAUUUCCUGCUCCUUCCUGCAACGCUGCAGACAUGUACCCGGUGCUGUUAAGGGGCUGCUGUAUUCUUGUUUGUAUCCUACUGAAAUUUUAACUGCAUUUGGCUUCAUGUGGGUACUUAGUACUUGGAUUCAUAAAUGGAACUUGUUUUUUGUUGUGGCAGGUGCACAAGAAUGGGCAGAGGUUGUUAACUGCAGCUCUGCAGUUUGCUGCAGCUGGAAGGCAGACGUUGCAGGCUUAUUUGUCCCAUUGCAGCCUGCGGUUAAGGCUGGGAAAGGCAGGGGUGGUACUCGAGCUGGAGUGCAGAGUUGCUGCAGCUCUCCUCUUCUUUUUAUUCUGGUUCGUGGCAGCCUCUCGGCUGGUGGAGGAAAAGGCUGUAAGAGCUGCCCUCCAUCCUCCCUAUCUUGGCAAAUUUUGGUCUUCAACAAGGAAGUUGGAAAGUGGCGAUGGGGUGAAGGAGUGGCUGGCUGAAACGACCUCGUGUGUCACGUUUCGUUGUUCUUGACCCUGCGGUCGAACGAAAGCGAGGCCCGAGGCCCUGGUGCAGAGUGCUUUGGCUCGAGAUGGCUGAAUAUCCUUGCUUAAUAUUCCUUGUUUUGUUUUCCUUCGCUUUCUUUUUAUUGUCAAACAUUUGUAAACUUGAGACUUAGCUCGAGAUGUAUACCUCGUAUCUCAUUUACUUAAGAAAUAAACGGCUAUUUAUUUUU